Molecule: messenger RNA, 1281 nt
Organism: Striga hermonthica
Lineage: Eukaryota; Viridiplantae; Streptophyta; Magnoliopsida; Lamiales; Orobanchaceae
Source: the annotation of a GenBank genome assembly
AUGGCCACGGACAGAAUCGGCCGGUCAAGCCUGUGGACAACGGUCAAGCAUGUGGAUAACGGCCUUGAACCUGAGUCGUGGCUGUUCUUCCCAUUCCACCGGUGGUACCUCUACUUCUUUGAGAGGAUCUGCGCGCGGCUGCUCGACGACGACACCUUCGCCCUGCCCUUCUGGAACUGGGACGACCCCUCCGGCAUGGAGAUCCCGGCGCCAUUCGACGUCCCCGGGUCACCGCUGCACGAUCGGCGCCGCAACCAGACCCACCUCCCCCCUGCGGUGGCGGAUCUGAACUGGGACGGCUCCCCGACAGGUCUUUCGCCGGAAAAGCAGAGGUACUACAAUCUAAGCGUGAUGUACAAGCAGAUGGUCACCAACGGCGUUACUCCCAGGCUUUUCAUGGGCCAGCCGUUCAAAGCCGGAGACGACAUCAACUCGUUAAACGGAGCCGGUUCGAUAGAGACGGCCCCUCACAACACGCUUCACGUCUGGACUGGAGACCCGAGGGAGCCAAACGUAGAAAACAUGGGUGUGUUUUACUCCGCGGCCCGGGACCCGAUCUUCUACACGCACCACGCGAACAUAGACCGAUUGUGGACCAUAUGGGCCGAAAAAUUGGGCGGGAAAGUGUUCACCGACCCCGAUUGGUUAGAAACAUCAUUCGUAUUCUACAACGAGGACAAAAAACCCGUUCGAGUGAAGAUAAAGGAUUGCCUCAAUUUUUCGAGGCUCGGCUAUGCCUACCAAGAAAUCGAGACCCCGUGGCUCAAUGCAAAACCCAAACCCCGCACGCGUAGAAAAAGCGAGGGUAGAGUUAGGUCGUCUGGUGAUGUCAUUACUGACGAUCGGGAUUUCCCAAGGAAACUAAACGAGUCCCUAAACAUUGUCGUUAAACGAGAACCAUUAAGGAAAGUGAGUAGUAGUGGAAAGAAGAAUAUUAAUGAAAAUGAGGAAGAGGUUUUGGUUAUAGAGAUCGCUGAGUACGAUAUCGCUCGACACGUGAAGUUCGACGUGUACGUGAACGAAGAUGACGUGGAGUCUUGCAUGCCGGAUAACACAGAGUUUUUGGGGAGCUUCGUGAGCGUGCCGCGCGGGGUUCACGAUGAUGAUGAUGUCGUCGUGACGUCGGCAAGAGGGGCACAAAGAUUCGGGUUGUCGAAUGUGGUGGCGGAGUUGGGUGUGAAGGAGGACGAUGUUUUGAUGGUGACGUUGGUGCCGAGGAGGGGUUGCGCGGGGUUGGCGGUGGGUGAUGUGAGGAUCGAGUUCGAUGCAAGUGGUCCGUAG